GGACUGAUUAUAAUACAGAUGUUGUGUGCAAUGAGCUUGGAUAUAUGUAUGGUUAUGAAACCAUAGUUAGCAGUGGAGGAGGUCCUAGACAUUCAAGAUACUUCCAAUGUGAAUAUCCAACUCAACACCUCUCAGACUGUGCCAAUCGAACUGACACAUCUCAUAGAUCACAGAGUCCUGAUGUGGGCAUAAAUUGUUAUAGAGGGUACUGUUAUGAUGGUGAUAUGAGACUUGUAGACGGUGAAACAAACUGGGAAGGGAGACUUGAGAUGUGCCAGGAUGGAAGAUGGGGGACUAUAGCUGCAGAGAGUGAAACAUGGGGAGAAACAAACUAUCGAUUUGCCUGUAAUGCUCUUGGCUUUGGUACAAGAGUUAAUUCAUCCAUACCACAUUCUUUGUCAAAGCCAGUUUUCCUGAGCAAUGUCAAGUGCCAGAACACAACACUAUCACUGUUACAGUGUGGAUAUAGUACACCUCAAAUUAUCAAUACAAUUGAAGAUGUUCGAAUACACUGCGAAGAAGCAUUAUGCAAGGAUGGACAGAUUCGUCUAGUUGGCGGUGGUGGUCAUGCCAAAGGACAACUUCAAUACGGUUUCAGUCAUAGGUGGACUGCAGUCAAG
Messenger RNA from Geodia barretti, 620 nucleotides. Lineage: Eukaryota; Metazoa; Porifera; Demospongiae; Tetractinellida; Geodiidae. The record is from the annotation of a GenBank genome assembly.